Messenger RNA from Suillus subalutaceus, 628 nucleotides. RefSeq lists its product as uncharacterized. Bases 31 to 600 code for a protein of 189 amino acids. The transcript has 3 exons. The record is from RefSeq and is a predicted model, not a curated record. NCBI's taxonomy places the organism in Eukaryota, Fungi, Basidiomycota, Agaricomycetes, Boletales, Suillaceae.
CAGCUAGAAAGUCGUCGCUGAACGUAUGUAAUGUGUUUCUUAAACUUUUUAAUCAUUCUGAGACUAGCAUUCCAGAACAAAGCUACACGACAGCCAGGUAAGCCCAAGGACUUCCGUGGAGUACCGCUAGGUUUUUUCGAUGACGCGCAAGAUCGUGAUCAUUCCUCUACAGCACGCAAUACCCAUCGUCACAGCUCCCGCGCACCUUCGAGUUCUUUGCGGAGUCCGCGCGCGCUUCUCGAUAGGGUGAUGUCGCUCUUUCGCCAAUCUCAUUCCCAUACCGACGAAGCAAUCGAACUCCAGCGACGCCCAAGGCAAAGCAUCUUCUCUCGUCGCGGUCCGCAUGUUGUCGAAGUUGCUACAGUACAGGACAGAAAACCGUUGGCAGUCGCUCCACAAAAUAGAAAGCAGCAGCAAAACCAGACCCAUGGCCAGGGGUCGUCAUCGCAACAUCAAGCUGCUGCCACCGCCACAUCCACGACACCUGCCCCAGGUACUACCACAACGGGUGCACCAACAGUACGGUCGCGACUCCUCACGUUGUUGGCUCGUCUCGUGCUUUUUCUCUGCUGUGCAUAUCCUCCAUGCAGCAAUGGUUAAUAAUACAGAUGCAGCAACUAUUUCACUU